Aspergillus brunneoviolaceus CBS 621.78 is the source of this 1069-nucleotide messenger RNA. Its product is annotated as glutathione S-transferase family protein. The transcript is spliced from 5 exons. The record is from RefSeq and is a predicted model, not a curated record. NCBI's taxonomy places the organism in Eukaryota, Fungi, Ascomycota, Eurotiomycetes, Eurotiales, Aspergillaceae. The coding region runs from base 71 to 832 and encodes 253 amino acids.
UCUUCUCCUUGUCUUGCAUUCUCACCCGUCGACAUCACCACCUGAACAUUUCUAGUCAGAGAGCUGAAAUAUGGGAAUCAAACCCGGUAUCACGCUAUAUACCGAGGGCACUCCCAAUGGCCUGAAACCCACCAUUCUGCUGGCUGAGCUAGGUCUGGAAUACAAGCUUCACCCAAUCAACAUCCCCAAGCACGAGCAAAAAGAGCCAUGGUUUCUCGAGAUCAACCCCAAUGGUCGGAUCCCUGCCCUAGUCGACGAGGACGAGAAUGGCAACAAGAUUACGCUUUUCGAGAGCGGCAGCAUGUUGCUGUAUCUUGUGGCCCGGUACGACAAAGACCACAGGGUCUCAUACCCCUAUGACUCUCCCGAGUACUGGGAGACUGUCAACUGGCUGAUGUGGCAGAUGGGAGGCGUGGGCCCGAUGCAAGGCCAAGCCAACCACUUCGCGAGAAUGGCACCCGAGAAGCACGAGUACGCCAUCGGCCGCUACGUGAACGAAACCCGCCGCUUGUAUCGCGUUCUGGACGGCCACCUGGCCAAAAGUCAAUCCGGCUACGUGGUCGGUGACCGGGUCACGGUGGCGGAUAUCGCUCUGUGGAACUGGGUGGCUGCUUACAAAUAUAGUGGCCUGUCCAGCAUCGACGAGUUUCCGCAUGUUCAGAAAUGGCUCUUCGAACUGUUGAAGCGGCCCGGCUUUGAGGAGGGGCGGAAUGCCCCCGGGCCGCACAUUUAUCUGGAGCUCAAUAAGCUGUCGGACGAGGAGUUGAAUGCAAAGGGCCGCGCUGCUGGGGCUUGGAUUCAGGAGGGCAUGAAGCGGGACGCGGAGGUCUGAUUGUGGACUUGGUUCAGGCUGAUUUGGACUCUUUGGGCUUGGGCUUGGGCAUCGUAUGAGUGCGGACCCAGAACAUUCUUCUUAUCAUGAGAGGCCAUGUAUCCGUCGUGUAUGUGCGAGAUGUCCUUUCAGGGCUGCUCUUCCAUCAUCCUUCAUCUCUCGUGGUUUCUUUCCACGUUGGGAAGGACAGUGAUCUAUUGAGACUUGACCUUGUUAGUUGUUCUAGUUGAAAUAAGG